This is a messenger RNA of Tetrahymena thermophila SB210, 1134 nucleotides long. RefSeq names its product immobilization antigen. NCBI's taxonomy places the organism in Eukaryota, Ciliophora, Oligohymenophorea, Hymenostomatida, Tetrahymenidae. The record is from RefSeq and is a predicted model, not a curated record. The transcript has a single exon.
AUGAACAAAGCCGUUUUUGCUUUAAUUGCACUCCUUGCCUUUACUGGAGUUGCCAAUGCUAUUGCAUGUGGUACAAAUGCAACUGAUAAUGGUAGUGGCACAUGCCUUUGUAAUUAAGGUUACUACGGAGACACUACAGCUGCUGCUGUAGGUGGUACUUGCACCAAAUGCGAUGGUAGCGCUACUACUGAUACCCCUGGACUUAACACAAACACUAAAUCUGGUCUUGACAAAGGCGUUUGUAACAGAUGUCCUGCUAAUUAAUACAUGACCGCUGCUGCUGGAACUAAUCUUGCUGCUACUUGCUCUGCAUGUCCUCCUAACUCCUAAUCAGCAAUCUAAACUGCUCCUGGCUUCUGUAUUUGCUACGAUACCAAUGCAGCCGUUUUGUCUUAAACUGUUAGUACCUGCGGGUGCAAGAUUGGUACAUACGGUACUGUUGCUACUACUUCUGGUGCUGCUACUGGUUGCCAAACUUGCCCUGCUGGUUCCACCACAUCUGCUUCCGGAAAGACUGCUGUCACUGAUUGUGCUUGUAACUCUACUAAUUCAGUUGCCAUUGCUGCUUCAACUGAUACUUGCAAAUGUGCUGCUAACUAUUACGGGGAUGCUACCAUUUCUGGCGGUUGUGUUGCCUGUCCUACUGGUUCUGCUGCUUCUACUCCUGGAUAAACAGCUAUUACCGGAUGCACUUGCGCUGAUGCUAAGGCUGCCACCUUAGCUGCUGGUGAUACCACCUGCAAGUGCAGAGCUGGUACUUACGGCACUGGAGUUACUUCUGGCUCUUGCAGUGACUGUACCAGCAAUACCUGGUCUACUGCUGGUGCUACUGCUGCCGCUGGCUGUAACAGUUGUGCUGCCAACUAUUAUUAGUCUUCAGCUAGUGGUGCACCUUUAACAUGUGGUGCCUGCCCUACUGAUUCUAAAUCUGCUGCUGGCUCCAAAACUGAUAUCAGUGCAUGCACUUGCAACGAUACUAAUGCAAAUACUCUCUCUUCUUCUGCCAAUACCUGCACCUGCAAGACUGGGUACACUGGUUCUGCUUCUGCUGCCUCUCCUUGUAAAGCUAAUAGUACCAAUGCUGUCGUCCUCAGUAUCUUUGGUGCUUUAUUAUCUCUAGUUGUGUUAAUUUGA